AUACCAUCCCAUACCAUAUUGCACUAAAAUUUCCGACAUUUCGGUAGUGCGUUUGUUAAUUUAUAUUAUUGACUGUCUGAAUAAUCUAUUCUGAGCUGAAAGUUUGUUACACCUUAGAGUAAUCUUAAGAGCCAUGGAUUCUCUAGUAGGCUACGGGAGUGACGAUGAGCACGAAAACGAUCGCUAUGGUGGUCAUCACUCAUCGGGCGUGGGGCGGCGGCGCGAGGACGACACCAACUACGAAGAAGUGAACAUGGACAUGAGCGAGGACUCGCAGCAGGAGUCGGAGCCCGAGCUGCCGCAGGCGGAGCGCCCGAACGACCGGGGCUCCGGUAAGGCCGACAGUCGUGAUCGCGAAAGAUCACGUGGCAGCUCGCGUGACCGCCGAGAUCGCCGGCGCGAGUCCCCGCGGCGUGACCGCGAGCGUGACCGCCGGUCACCCCGGCGUGACGACAGAUCAAACAGAGCGGACAGACCAGAGCGCAGCCGCUACGAAGGCUCACGUCGCGGGCUGCUUGGCGACAGACCCGAUGACAGGCCGGACAAGCCGCCGGCGCUCAUGGACCUGAAGUUCGGCGACGGAGCCCCGGCGCCGCGCUCGCUGGACGCCCGAGACGCCGUGUCGCCCAGAUUUGUUGAUCGCGAUCGUCGCGACCGAGACAGAGGAUCGCGAGAGCGCGAGCGUGACAGAGACAACAGAGAGGGUCGCUACAGAGACCGUCGUGAUGAGGACAGAAGGUCCCGCGAGCCCCGCGAGGCGCGCGACGCCCGCGAGCGCCACGACGAGCGGCCGCGGCCGCGCCCCGGGGCCGCCUUCCCCCCGCCGCCGCAACAUGUAGCCGGGAGCUCCGGGUACAGCGAGCGUCGCGGCGACGGCGACUACAAACCUUCUUCGUUCAAGGUCAACAGGAAACUGGAGGUUAUGGAGAAAAUGGGGCUGCAGAUCAAGACCCCGGACGGGUCGAUGGCGACGGCGCAGCAGCUGCGCGCGGCCGCGCACGAGCCCGGCGCGCCCGCGCCGCUGCCCUCCUACUACAACCCGCAGGCGCCCUCCAACAAGAUCCUCGACCAGCAGCUGCGCGCGGCCGCGCACGAGCCCGGCGCGCCCGCGCCGCUGCCCUCCUACUACAACCCGCAGGCGCCCUCCAACAAGAUCCUCGACCAGCAGCUGCGCGCGGCCGCGCACGAGCCCGGCGCGCCCGCGCCGCUGCCCUCCUACUACAACCCGCAGGCGCCCUCCAACAAGAUCCUCGACCAGACCCCGGACGGGUCGAUGGCGACGGCGCAGCAGCUGCGCGCGGCCGCGCACGAGCCCGGCGCGCCCGCGCCGCUGCCCUCCUACUACAACCCGCAGGCGCCCUCCAACAAGAUCCUCGACCAGGUGGCGAAACGCAAGCUGCUAUGGGCACACAAGAAAGAAGAAAAGUCUGAAGCCGAGAAGGCGGCGCCCUGGACCGGCACCCGCUUCGCGGCCGACCAGGACGGCAAGCAGGCCUCCAAGUUCAUGCGGCUCAUGGGCAUCAGAGACCCCGACGCGGUCAAACAAGAGGUCCCAGAGAAGACAGCGGACCCCAUCAAAAAGCAAGAGGAAUUGUUCCAAGCCAUGCAAGCGCAGUACGAGGUGGCGCGCGCCACCACGCACACGAUGCGGGGCGUAGGGCUCGGCUUCCAGCGCGGACAGUACUAGUGCUAGUGCCUCGGGUGAAGGACAAUCUAAUGUGAUGAGUUUGUUAGGAUCAUAGGGCUUGUUCUACGGCAGGAAUGAACUGCCAAUCUUCCCU
Messenger RNA from Cydia fagiglandana, 1781 nucleotides. RefSeq names its product arginine/serine-rich coiled-coil protein 2-like. NCBI's taxonomy places the organism in Eukaryota, Metazoa, Arthropoda, Insecta, Lepidoptera, Tortricidae. The transcript has 15 exons. The record is from RefSeq and is a predicted model, not a curated record. Bases 134 to 1687 code for a protein of 517 amino acids.